UAGGCAUCAAAUCCAUAGGCAAAUACUUGAGUUUGGGUGCAUUCUGUAUGACCAGCUCCCGCAGCAGCACCAGUUCCGACACUUCCGGGAACAUGUACAAAUUCACCACAUUCUGCAGAUGCAGUCCGGUGAUCAGCUUCUCCACAUCGGAGAAGAUAUUCCCGCCCAGCAGAUCAAUACUCGGCGAAUUCCAGAUGUACAGCUCAAAGCUGGCGUUCAGUCCCGCAAAGAGCGCCAGAUUGUUAUGCAACCCGUUCCCGGUGACAUCUUCGCAGACCACGCGUUUUAGCAACGGGCAAAUGAAUUUAACUGAGCCGUCGAUUUAACUUUAACGACAAAUCAGCCAGUCUAUGCAUACGUAGCCGAUAUUGUGCACGGACGCCAAGGGCGGUGGACAACAGAGCAGGCUUAAGCAACGAAUGACUGGCGCAGACGCUGCGAGUCGCAAGCUGCAUGUAUCAAACGGCGUUCCCGCACCGGAAGCACUGAAAUACCGCGCAAGCAGCAAUCAGUCAAAAUCGCUUUCCAGUUUCUGAGUUUCACUUUUAUUGUUAGACUGAUGUUUCCGAAACUGCGAUUUAUUUUUCGAGUAACCUGGGUGCUUUAUUUUUCUGUUGGUGGUAUAAUUUACAUGUCUGUAUAAUUAUGGAAAAUACAUGGCUCUUAAAGUUUUCUAUAAUUCCCUUAGAUGAUUAUAUUUGCUGAGUUCUACACGUGAAGCGUCGUCUCGUUUCGGUCCAUAAAUUUCCCUUGCAAAGCCAGUAAAGGGAUAAAUUCCGUGCUGGCCGAUGGAUGCGAUUAUUCUGAGCAUGCUGCGUCCGUUCCCGCGGGGCGGUUGCUGCUUGCGGCAGCGCGUUCCCGGCUUCUCCACGCUGGCCGCCCGCUGCGCUCCCCCGCAGCAUGAUCCCCGUGCGGAGUGGCAGCUGUCGGAGGAGUCCCGCGAACGACUGGCUCGCCAGAAACGCCAUCCGGGCAUGCUGCGGACGGGCAUGGUGGACCUGCCAGUGGAUCUCAACCUGGCCAUCAACCGGGUCUUAAUGAAGUUUGAUGCGCGGAAUAUCCGACAGGAUGCGCAGCAGUUCCGCCAGCAGAUCCUGCACCGUGUACCAGCGCCCGAGCAGAAGGAUAUCAAGGCGCGCGCCAGCAAGCUGGAGCAGGAAUAUGUGCGGCAGCAUGAUCUGCCAACCCGCCGUUCCCGCUUGACCGAUUCGGAGCGGCUGCAGAUCCGCGCGCAGAUCAACGACGUCGUGCUGCCCAAGCUGAAAUCGGAGUUCUACCAGUGGAAGCGCGUCGAGUACACCCCGUACCGUGCCGCGCUGUACCUGGCCACCCGCUACCCCGAGGAAUUCCAGAUCAUGCGGCGCAUCUUCACGGAACUGCAGCGCCGUGUCCACGAUUUCGCCCCGACGACGCUGUUUGACUACGGGUCGGGUGUGGGCACGGUGGCCAUGGCGGCCAACGAGGUGUUCAAGGAGAGUAUGCAGGAGUACUUUUGCGUGGAUUAUUCGCCGGAUAUGAAUGAUAUUGCAAGGGCCAUUGUCGAGAACGGCGGGGAGGGACGCGAGCCGUUGCUGAAGAAGGCAUACUUCCGCCAGUUCCUACCCGGGAAACAUGACCGCACAUUCGAUAUCGUUACCUCUGCCUUCACCUUGAUGGAUUUGGGGGAAUCUCGCGAUCGUUUGGAAGUUGUACGGAUGUUGUGGCGGAAGACGAAUCGUUUUUUUCUCGUGGAACAGGGAAACACGCUGGGCUACCGUACGAUUAUGGAGGCCCGCGAUCACAUCCUGCAGAUCGACCGCGACAGCAAGAAACCUGUGAGAAACCCCGUGAUUAAGGAAAGUGUCGGAGGCGGCCGUGUCUUCGCUCCCUGUCCGCACAGUCAGGAGUGUCCGCGCUUAGCCAACGCCUCCAACCGCAAGGAGGUGGUCUGCCGCUUCCCCGUCGCCUUCAACCCGCUGCCCUUAAUGUCGUACCGUGCGGCCCCCAAGAACACCGGGACCUUCUCCUACGUCGUCCUGGAAAAAGACCCCGUUAUCCCGGCAACAACUAGCUCGACCACCGCCGACGCCCCGCCGGCACCGGCCCCCAACACCUGGCCGCGCGUGGUGCAGCCCCUCAAGAAGCGCCACCAUCACGUCAUCUGCCGGAUGUGCUGUCCGGAUGGGGAGCUGCGCGAGCUGAUCAGCACCAAGUCCAAGCACCAGGACACCUUCUACGCACUGCUGCGCCGCUCCAAAUGGGGCGACCGGGUGCCGCUGACCACCGCGGAAAUGGCGGGGACCCGCAAGUUGGAGGGGGAGGAGGUGGAGCGGAUGAACGAGGAAGAGGAGAUGGACAGCGCGGAAGGGCCGGAAACGACAGAGUGGAGAGGGAACGAUGACGAAGAUGAGCCACGUUAAGAAAAAUUCAGUGUGUAAAAAGUAAAAAUUAAAGGCGGCGGUUGUGAUGGGGAUUUUUAUUGUGUGGACGGUUAUUCUUUGAUAUUUUUGUGGAUUCGGUGGUUUCUGGGUUAUGGGUACAUAGUACUACAUACCAAUAUUUUCGUAAAUAAAGAAUACGGAUAACAUGGUUG
Paramacrobiotus metropolitanus is the source of this 2572-nucleotide messenger RNA. RefSeq names its product methyltransferase-like protein 17, mitochondrial. NCBI's taxonomy places the organism in Eukaryota, Metazoa, Tardigrada, Eutardigrada, Parachela, Macrobiotidae. Gene Ontology annotation, biological process: translation. Gene Ontology annotation, molecular function: structural constituent of ribosome; methyltransferase activity. Gene Ontology annotation, cellular component: mitochondrial small ribosomal subunit. The record is from RefSeq and is a predicted model, not a curated record.